Molecule: messenger RNA, 1275 nt
Organism: Lachnellula hyalina
Lineage: Eukaryota; Fungi; Ascomycota; Leotiomycetes; Helotiales; Lachnaceae
Product: putative NADPH dehydrogenase
Exons: 2
Coding region: 1-1275 (424 amino acids)
Cellular component (GO): intracellular anatomical structure
Molecular function (GO): FMN binding; NADPH dehydrogenase activity; NADP binding
Source: RefSeq, a predicted model, not a curated record
AUGGCGCCUAGAAAUACCCCCGCGCUGAACGCGCCAUUCUUUACACCAAAACAAUCCCCCCCAGCUGGAUCUGCUCUCUCUACCAACCCCCCAACGCUCUUUACUCCUUUGAAGAUCCGUGAUGUCGAGUUUCAAAACCGUAUAUGGGUCGCCCCAAUGUGCACAUACUCGGCCUCCAAAGGCCACCUCACCGACUUCCACCUAGUCCACCUCUCCGCCUUCGCCUACCGCGGCGCCUCCCUCACCAUCAUCGAAGCGACCUCCGUGCUGCCCAACGGCCGCAUAUCGCCCGAAGACAGCGGUCUCUGGAGCGACUCGCAGAUCGCUCCUAUCCGGCGCAUCGCCGACUUCCUGCAUUCCCAGAACCAGAAGCUAGGCAUACAGCUUGCGCACGCUGGGCGGAAAGCCAGUAUGGUUGCGCCGUGGUUGGUGGAGCGGGGGACAGCGCAGACUGCGACGGCGGAUGUGGGGGGCUGGCUAGGGGAUGUUAUGGGCGCGAGUGCGAUUUCCUGGGGUGAGGGGUAUCCGAUGCCGAGGGAGAUGAGCGCACGGGAUGUGAGGGAUGUUGUGGAGGGGUUUCGGGAUAGUGCGAGGAGGGCUGUGGAGGCCGGUGUGGAUGUUAUUGAGAUCCAUGCUGCGCAUGGCUAUCUGCUGUGCUCGUUUCUGAGCCCGAUCAGUAACCGCAGGACGGAUACAUAUGGAGGGAGUUUUGAGAAUAGGAUACGGAUCUUGGUGGAGGUCAUUGAGGCUAUCAGGGCUGUAAUCCCGAGUGGGAUGCCGUUGCUUGUCAGGAUCAGUGCGACGGAGUGGAUGGAGCAGCAUGCGUCUGAGAGCUGGGACUUCGAGUCGACGAUCAAGUUAGCGAAGCUGCUUCCUGGACUGGGAGUUGAUCUUUUGGACGUAAGUUCCGGGGGCAACAACGAGGCCCAGGCUAUUCAGCUGCACAACGGCUUCCAGGUCGGUAUUGCGGGACGUAUCAGGUCUGCUCUGUUCGAAGCUGGUAUCAAAGACUUGCUAGUGGGAGCAGUGGGUCUGAUCACCGAGGCCGAGGCAGCCAAGGAGAUCGUGCAGAAUGGCAAGCCAGGAAGCAAAGAUCCUACUGUUGAGAUCGAAGACGAGCACGGAGCGACUGCCAAGGCAGACAUUGUACUGGUUGCAAGGCAGUUUUUGAGAGAGCCCGAGUGGGUACUUAGAGUUGCACAUAGACUCGGUGUUGAGGUGAAAUGGCCGCAACAAUAUCAUCGAGGGCAGUUCCUAAAGGAUAGUAAGAUUUAG